UGCUGCUGGGGAUCAAUGAAGCUGAGUGAAUGGGGGCGCACUGCGCGAGCGCAUAGCUGGAGCGGGCGCCAGAUGGUAGAGAGCUACUCUUAUUGAUGAAACUCUUGACUUCUUCUUGAAUUGCCAGUUUUCAGCCUCCUCAUGCCUCCAUCUCCUUUAGACGACAGGGUAGUAGUGGCACUGUCUAGGCCUGUCCGACCUCAGGAUCUCAACCUUUGUUUAGACUCUAGCUACCUUGGUGCUGCCAGCCCAGGUAGUGGUAGCCACGCUCCUGUCCUUGCCACCGCCGUUGUGACCCUCAAGGCUGCGAAUCUGACGUAUAUGCCCUCAUCCAGCGGCUCUGCCCGCUCCCUGAAUUGCGGAUGCAGCAGCACUAGCUGCUGCACUGUGGCAACCUACGACAAGGAUCAUCAGGCCCAGACUCAAGCCAUUGCUGCAGGCACUGCCACUACCGCCAUAGGAACCUCGACCACCUGCCCUGCUAACCAGAUGGUCAACAACAAUGAAAACACAGGCUCUGUGUUAAGUCCAUCGGGUGGGGUGGGCAGCCCCGUGUCAGGGACUCCCAAGCAGCUAGCCAGCAUCAAGAUCAUCUACCCCAAUGACCUGGCGAAGAAGAUGACCAAAUGCAGCAAGAGUCACCUACCCAGCCAGGGCCCUGUCAUCAUCGACUGCAGGCCUUUCAUGGAGUACAACAAGAGCCACAUCCAAGGAGCCGUCCACAUUAACUGUGCCGAUAAGAUCAGCCGGCGAAGGCUGCAGCAGGGCAAGAUCACUGUCUUAGACUUGAUUUCCUGUAGGGAAGGCAAAGACUCUUUCAAGAGGAUCUUUUCCAAAGAAAUUAUAGUUUAUGAUGAGAAUACCAAUGAGCCGAGCCGUGUGACACCGUCCCAGCCACUUCACAUAGUCCUCGAGUCCCUGAAGAGAGAAGGCAAAGAACCCCUGGUAUUGAAAGGGGGACUCAGUAGUUUUAAACAGAACCAUGGAAACCUCUGUGACAACUCCCUCCAGCUCCAAGAGUGCCGGGAGGUGGGGGGUGGUGCAUCUGCGGCCUCGAGCAUGCUACCUCAGUCUGUCCCCACCACCCCUGACAUCGAGAACGCAGAGCUGACGCCCAUCCUGCCCUUCCUGUUCCUCGGCAAUGAGCAGGAUGCUCAGGACCUAGACACCAUGCAGAGGCUCAACAUCGGCUACGUCAUCAAUGUCACCACACACCUUCCUCUGUACCACUAUGAGAAAGGCCUCUUCAACUACAAGAGGCUGCCAGCCACAGACAGCAACAAACAGAACCUGCGGCAGUACUUUGAAGAGGCCUUCGAAUUCAUUGAGGAAGCUCACCAGUGUGGGAAGGGACUUCUCAUCCACUGCCAGGCCGGCGUUUCCCGAUCCGCCACCAUCGUUAUUGCCUACUUGAUGAAGCACACACGGAUGACCAUGACUGACGCUUACAAAUUCGUCAAAGGCAAACGACCAAUUAUUUCCCCGAACCUCAACUUCAUGGGGCAGUUGCUGGAAUUUGAGGAAGACCUAAACAAUGGCGUGACACCAAGAAUCCUUACACCAAAGCUGAUGGGCAUGGAGACGGUCGUGUGACCAUGGGCAGGCCGGAAAGGGCUGUGCUCUCUCAGGAGACGAACAGGAGGGAAGGUGGAUUCUAGCUUGUCUUUCUCUUCUUCUCUUCUCUUCUCUUCUCUUCUCUUCUCUUC
Mus pahari (shrew mouse) is the source of this 1706-nucleotide messenger RNA. It is a transcript of the gene Dusp10, whose product is annotated as dual specificity phosphatase 10. Gene Ontology annotation, biological process: protein dephosphorylation; negative regulation of JUN kinase activity. The transcript is spliced from 4 exons. Gene Ontology annotation, molecular function: protein tyrosine/threonine phosphatase activity; MAP kinase tyrosine/serine/threonine phosphatase activity. Bases 142 to 1593 code for a protein of 483 amino acids. The record is from RefSeq and is a predicted model, not a curated record. NCBI's taxonomy places the organism in Eukaryota, Metazoa, Chordata, Mammalia, Rodentia, Muridae. Gene Ontology annotation, cellular component: cytoplasm; cytosol.